ACAACAAAGUAGGUCAUAUGUGAGGGGGGUGAGUGUUCCUCUUGUGUCUGCAUCAGUUACUCAGACACAGACACCAGAAGCUAGAGGUUAUGGAUCCAAAACAGAUCAAAGAGGGAUAUCUGGUCAAAAAGGGCACAGUGUUGAACUCGUGGAAGGUGGUGUGGGUGGUGUUGUCUGAUGAUGGGGUGGAGUUCUUCAAGAGAAAGACAGACAGUGCUCCCAAAGGAAUGAUCCCACUGAAGGGAGCUGUUCUGACCAGUCCCUGUCAGGACUUCAGCAAGAGGACGUUGGUUUUUAAGCUCAGCACGGCCAAGAACCAGGACCAUUUCUUCCAGGCCACCCACCUGGAGGAGAGAGAGUCCUGGGUGAAGGACAUCAAGAGGGCCAUCAACUGUCUGCAGGGGGGCAAAACGUUUGCCAGGAAGUCGAUACGGAGGUCCAUUCGCCUCCCUGAUACCGUCAACCUCAGUGAGCUGUACAUUCUAAUGAGAGACCAGGAGGAUGGGGUCAAAGAGCAGAAGCUGGAAAACGAGAAGAGAGUCUACAAUCACUGCUUCACAGGUAGUACGGUGGUGGACUGGCUGAUCUCUAAGGACAAGGCCAGGAACAGGCCUGAGGCUCUGAUGUUGGCUACAGGACUCCUGAACGAAGGGUUCCUACAGCCCGCAGGGGACGUGUCCAAAGAGGGGCUCGAGGGAGGGGCAAUGUCCACCUUCGUCGAUGAGCCAGAUGCACUCUACUACUUUGCAGACAGUGGGUUCUUCUGUGAAGGCUACUCCAGUGAUGAAGACGUGAUUGUGAAGGAGGAGUUCAGGGGUAACAUCAUAAAACAGGGCUGCUUACUCAAACAGGGACAUCGGAGGAAAAACUGGAAGGUGCGGAAAUUCAUCCUCCGGAACGAUCCUGCUUAUAUUCACUAUUACGACCCCACCAAGGGUGAUGAGUACCCUCUGGGCUCUAUCCAACUGCGAGGGUCUGUGAUCACAGCGGUGGAGUUUGUUCCUGAUGCCAAGAGGUAUGACGUUGAUGGGAAUCUCUUUGAGAUCAUCACUUCCGACGAGACACACUAUUUCCUCCAAGCGGCUACAGCUGAGGAGAGGAAGGAGUGGAUCAAUGCCAUCCACACCGUGUCAAAAACUGGAAAAUAAUCACAACAGGCCACAUAGCUACUCUGAACACCUCAAAUUAAGGGAUAUGGAAUAUGGACAGACAUAUACAAAACAUUGUUUCAGAGCCAGAAGGAAUCCGAACCGAUCUGAUCCGACUGAUCCAAAACUCUGCUUUUACGGUUAUUUCAAGAGUUUUAGGUUUCUUAUUGUAUUUAUGUUGAAUGAUUAUGAAUUUCCUCUUCAUAUAGAUCAAAUGCUCCCUCGCUUGCUUUUCAACAUGAUGGGGCACUUUCACCUUUAGAUAUAUUUAUCACAGGCAGGCUGUGAAGAAGGGUGCAAUGAUCUCUGUGUAGAAAGGUGUAAAGUUCUGUAAUGGUUUCUGGUGUGCCCUUUUUGCUUUUCAAUCCAGCUGUCUGUCAAAAAUCAUUGUCUUACAUCAGAUAGCGCGUCGAUUUAGCCUGCACCGGUUGAGGGACGAGCGUCGCGGAGCAUUGACGCCAUCUGACGUGAGACAAUGGUUAAAAAUAGGACAGUUAGUUCCUAUGACUGAACAAACACUUAUCAUGUCCUGCCAGUCAUAUCCUAACUCUGAGGACCUGUCACUGUGGGUUUCAUGAUGUUCCUAACCCAUAUCACAUGGUCUCUGCACUGGCUGUAUGUGGCUGUGUACUAACUCCAUUGUCUGUCAAAAAGCCCUUACUCACUAUUCUUUGUUCCACAUUUUUACACAUGUUAAUUAAAAUAUCUACUCUUUGUC
This is a messenger RNA of Coregonus clupeaformis (lake whitefish), 1866 nucleotides long. It is a transcript of the gene plek, whose product is annotated as pleckstrin. Bases 90 to 1148 code for a protein of 352 amino acids. The transcript is spliced from 9 exons. Gene Ontology annotation, cellular component: plasma membrane. Gene Ontology annotation, biological process: actin cytoskeleton organization; intracellular signal transduction. The record is from RefSeq and is a predicted model, not a curated record. NCBI's taxonomy places the organism in Eukaryota, Metazoa, Chordata, Actinopteri, Salmoniformes, Salmonidae.